Papaver somniferum (opium poppy) is the source of this 2046-nucleotide messenger RNA. Its product is annotated as pentatricopeptide repeat-containing protein At5g13270, chloroplastic-like. Gene Ontology annotation, molecular function: zinc ion binding; protein binding; RNA binding. Lineage: Eukaryota; Viridiplantae; Streptophyta; Magnoliopsida; Ranunculales; Papaveraceae. The transcript has a single exon. Gene Ontology annotation, biological process: RNA modification. The record is from RefSeq and is a predicted model, not a curated record. The coding region runs from base 1 to 2046 and encodes 681 amino acids.
AUGGAUAUACAAGGUAUUACAGUAAACACCCAAUCAUAUGAAUGUCUUUUUGAAACAUGUGGAAACAUGAGAUCUUUAUCAAAAGGAAAGAAAAUUCAUAAAAGAUUAGUCAAGUUUGUGAAAAACCCAUCUGGAUUUGUUUGGAACUCUGUGUUGAAGAUGUACUGUGAAUGUGGGUGUUUUUUAGAUGCUCGCAAACUGUUUGAUGAAAUGCCAAAAAGGAAUUCUUUUUCUUGGAAUAUAAUUAUAUCUAGUUAUGCUCAAAAUGGGUUGUUUAGAGAAGCAUUUGUGUUGUUAUCAGUGAUGGAUCCAGUGGAGAAUAAGUUGGUUUAUGCUAGUUUAAUUCAGGAAAUCUCGCGCCUGGAACUUGGGAAACAAGUACAUUCUGUGGUGAUUAAGAACAGGUUAACUCCUGAUGCUUAUAUCGACACAGCACUUGCCAAUAUGUAUGCUACGUGUGAGUGCUUAGAUAGUUCUGUAGCUGUUUUUGACGGGAUGAGUGAGAAAACUGUUGUGACUUGGACAGGUCUAAUGGCGGGCUAUACACAAGCUGAACAACAUAAAGAAGCUUUGGCUUUGUUCGUUAGGAUGAUGGAGGAAAAUAUUCAGUUGGAUGAAUAUGCAUAUUCAACUGUUCUGAAAGUAUGUUCUUUUCUGAAUGAUUAUGAUGCUGGCAGGCAAAUUCACGGUUGUAUUGUUAAAUAUGGCAUAGACUCAGAUGUUUCAGUCGGGACUCCAUUGUUGGAUUUCUAUGUCAAAUGCGGAAAACUUGAUGAUGCUUGUUUUGCUUUUAAGAGGAUUUAUCAUCCAAAUGAUGUAACUUGGAGUUCCAUCAUCUCUGGGUACUCGCAAUAUGGAAAGUUUGAGGAGUGCAUUGAAAGUUUCAAGAACUUGAGGUGCGAAGCUGAUGUUUUGAAUCCUUUUAUAUAUACUAGUAUCUUUAAAGUGUGUUCAGCACUUGCAGAUUUGAAUUUAGGUAUGCAAGUACACGCUGAUGCAAUAAAGAGGUGUUCAAUCUCUGAAUUAUGUGGCGAGAGUGCUUUGAUCACCAUGUAUUCAAGAUCUGGGAGGUUAGAUGAUGCGCGAAAUGUUUUUGAUUCAGUAGAUGAACCGGAUACUGUGGCCUGGACUGCUAUUAUUUGCGGAUGUUCUUAUCAUGGACAUGCUUCAGAAGCUUUGUUUCUUUUUGGUAAGAUGAGAAGUUCCGGGGUAAGGCCUAAUUCUGUGACGUUUAUAGGAGUUCUCACUGCAUGUAGCCAUUCAGGGUUAGUUUUUGAAGCAAGACAGUAUCUAGACUCUAUGAGAAGUGAAUUUGGUAUUGAUGCCACCAUCGACCAUUAUAACUGUAUGAUUGACAUUUACUCUAGAGCCGGGAAUUUGGAAGAUGCUCUGGAAUUGGUAACUACUAUGCCAUUUGAACCUAAUGUUGCGAGCUGGAAGAGUUUACUGGGGGGAUGUUGGAGACAUGGAAAUGUAGAGAUUGGAAAAAUUGCAUCCAGAAAUCUCCUUCAGCUGGAUCCAGAAGAUACUGCAGGUUACGUUCUCAUGUUUAAUUUGUAUGCUUCGGAAGGGAUAUGGGAAGAGGCAGCCCAAAUCAGAAAGAAAAUGAACGAAAAAAAUCUGAAGAAGGAUGUCAGUUGCAGUUGGCUUACAAUAAAGGGAAAGGUGCAUCGAUUCACUGUGGGGGAUAGACACCAUCCUCAAACAGAAGAGAUCUACUCAAAGCUAGAGAAGUUGAACAGUUCCUGCUUGCACCACAACAGAAGUACUCUUGCAGAUUUAAAUUAUGAUGGGUCAUACCCUUUAUCUGAGCAGAGAAAGGAACAGCUUCUUGAUCACAGUGAGAGGCUCGCAAUUGCAUUCAGCUUAAUUUCUUCUCCUAGAAAUUCCCCUGUAUUGAUCUUCAAAAACCUCCGUGCUUGCCCCGACUGCCAUGAUUUCUCAAAACAGGUUUCCAAGAUUACUGAGCGUGAAAUUGUUAUCAGAGAUUCUAGCAGAUUUCACCAUUUCAAGGAUGGACAGUGUUCAUGCAACGAUUACUGGUGA